Molecule: messenger RNA, 3042 nt
Organism: Cygnus atratus (black swan)
Lineage: Eukaryota; Metazoa; Chordata; Aves; Anseriformes; Anatidae
Gene: PDHX
Product: pyruvate dehydrogenase complex component X
Biological process (GO): pyruvate decarboxylation to acetyl-CoA
Cellular component (GO): mitochondrion; pyruvate dehydrogenase complex
Molecular function (GO): acyltransferase activity
Source: RefSeq, a predicted model, not a curated record
GGCGGGGCGGGGCGGGGCGGGAGGCGAGGCAAGAUGGCGGCCUCCUUGUGGCGGAGCCGCGGCGGGGCGCUGAGGCUGCUGCUGGCCGGGCGGCCGGCCCUGGGCGCCGCCGCCGCCCGCGGGGGCUGGAGGCUGCUGCACGGCUCCCGGCAGCGCCGCGGUACGCCUGCAAUUAAGGUUCUCAUGCCUGCCCUUUCUCCUACAAUGGAAGAAGGAAACAUUGUGAAAUGGUUAAAAAAGGAAGGUGAAACGGUGAAUGCUGGGGAUGCAUUGUGUGAAAUUGAAACAGACAAAGCAGUGGUUACCAUGGAAUCGAGUGAUGAUGGCGUAUUGGCAAAAAUACUGGUGGAAGAAGGAAGAAAAAAUGUACGCUUGGGCUCACUAAUUGGUCUGCUGGUAGAAGAAGGACAGGACUGGAAGCAGGUUGAAAUACCAGCUGAUGUUAGUGAUCCAUCUUCUCUGGCUCCACCAAGCAGCUGCACCUACUUAACUCCUACAAGUCCUUCAGUUUCAGCCCCUCCAAAGUUUAGUUUUCCUCCUCAUUUCCUUAGGGUUCGCUUAAGUCCUGCAGCUCUGAACAUUCUGGAGACACAUGGACUAGAUCCAAGCAAUGUUACACCUUCUGGGCCUCGAGGGAUCUUCACUAAAGAGGAUGCUCUCAAACUUCUGCAAGAGAAGCAGAAGGGCAAACCCAGUGAAUUGAAACCUGUGGUUUCUCCAGCUCCUCCCCAGCCUAGUGCAGUGCCUUCUGCUUCGCAAGCAACAGCUGUGACUUCUGCUUAUCCAAGGCCAGCAGUUCCACCGCUUUCCACACCAGGACAACCAGCUGCACCGGGCACAUUCACAGAAAUCCCAGCUAGCAACAUCCGAAGAGUUAUUGCUAAGAGAUUAACAGAGUCUAAAACUACUAUACCUCAUGCAUAUGCUGCUGCUGACUGUGACAUUGAUGCUAUUUUGAAAUUAAGAACUGAACUGGCCAAAGAUGACAUUAAAGUAUCUGUAAAUGAUUUUAUUAUCAAGGCGACAGCAGUUACUCUGAAGCAAAUGCCAGAUGUGAACGUAACCUGGGAUGGAGAAGGCUGCAGGCAGCUGCAGUCCAUUGACAUUUCUAUUGCUGUGGCAACAGACCGAGGUCUCAUUACGCCAAUCAUAAAAGAUGUUGCUGCCAAGGGAAUACAGGAAAUUGCUGCCUCUGCAAAGGCUCUAGCAAAGAAAGCAAGAGAUGGAAAGCUGUUACCUGAAGAGUACCAGGGAGGAUCUUUUAGUAUCUCCAAUCUGGGCAUGUUUGGCAUCAACGAUUUCACUGCAGUCAUAAACCCUCCACAGGCCUGCAUCCUAGCGGUGGGUCGAGCAAGACCAGAGCUCAAGGUUGUGGAAGAUGAAGAAGGGAAUGAGAAGCUUAAGCAGCAUCAACUCAUGACAGUGACUCUUUCAAGUGAUGGUCGUGUGGUAGAUGAUGAACUGGCUUCAAAGUUUCUGGAGACCUUAAAAGCAAACCUCGAGAAUCCAAUACGACUUGCCUUGUGUUAAACUCAGUGAAGAUUGCUUCCUGUUUUGACAACACAGAGAACUCUGUUACAGAAAAACACCCCCAAGUACAUUAGAGGGGAGUAAAUAGUGUGAGAUAAACAGUUAAAAUAUUUAAUUUAUUGAAUUAAUAUGAAAAACUGUUAAUUUUCAUGCUUUUAGUCAUUUCCAAUGAUCAGGUUUUAUAUUGUAAAGCUAAAAAAACACUUCAAAGUUAACAUACCACGUUUCUUUAAACAUUUAGUACUAAUAGGACAUAAUGUUUGCAUAGAAAAGUCAAUCUCCUCCGUAAAAGAAAGCUUAAGAAAACUUAAUAAAAUUUAAAAGGGAGUGAGGUGCUUCAUCUAAGGGCUAAAUAUCUAGAUUUUGUAGUGAGGUAAGCAAGAAUUAUAAUUCAGCAAUGUGCUGCUAUGACUCCUGAUCAAUACUGAGGUUGUGGAGUAGCUAAUUUGUAUUGCUGCCGUAGUUUUUCUGUUUGCAAAAUGCUUGUCUGGCAUGUUGUACCAUCCAAAUAAGAUUGAAGUAAGAUUCAUAAGCUUUUGACAGAAAUUUCAGUGGGUUCCUACAUAAGAGCAAAGAAGUUACAAACCAAAAAAAAGUUUUUGUUUGGUUUCAUUCUUCUUUACUACAAGCUGCACUGAGAAAAAACAAGUUGACUGGAGAGAGGAAUGGGGAAAAGAAAUGACUGGAAAAUGUGAGAGACUAAAUUAUAUCAUAGAAAAAAAUAAUUUCUCAAAAUAUGAAAUAGUCUGAUAGAAUCCACAGCUUCAUUCAAUAAUUAGAUCUCAUUAAAGCACAUUUAAACUGUAGCUGCAUCUAUUUUUUUCAGUAUUUUUAAGACUGCUGCUUAAUCUCAUGCAUUGAGAUGAGUGCAGAGAUGAGAAUCAGAAUAUCAGAAUAAAUGUAUUCUCUGGAAAUGAUGAAAUCUCAGCUUCGUUGAUUUCAGUUUUUGAUGUUAUCAAUAUCUGGGGAAAACAGCAACAAUUAAUUAGUAACAGGUUUUCUUUGGCUUAAUUUAAAAAAAAAAUGUAUUGCCUUCAAAGUUGCCCCAACUCAAAUUUCCUCUUCAGUACCACAAAAUAUGAAAAAUACUGUUUUCAGGUGUUCUGUGAUACACUGUGGUUAGCUUAAAAAACAAGUUACUUGUGCCAGCAAUAUUAUGAUGAAAAACUGGCUUUGAUCUUUUAAUUUCACGGAGGCUGCAGUAUGGAAGGUCAAAUUCUGCACACUGAAAAUUUGCUCUUUAAUGUUGUUCUUUGAAUGGAUAGAUUAAAGAUGUAAAUACAAAGUGUUUCAUCAUUAGUUGUAUAUUGAAUUUUAACUCAGAGUCAUAAAUGCAGUGGCCUGAAGUUUAAAUGAACAGAAAUGGAUUGUUCUUUUUUCCUGUGUAUGAAUAUGGAGCCAUGAGUUUGAGUGAAUGCAUGUGAAUGUGGAACCAUCCAAAGUAUGAAUUUGUAAUGAAACAAUUGUGUUUACAGGACCUGGUGAAAAUAUAAAUUCAGUUGUAUUCUGGGA